Messenger RNA from Engraulis encrasicolus (European anchovy), 5110 nucleotides. RefSeq names its product bromodomain containing 1a (gene brd1a). The record is from RefSeq and is a predicted model, not a curated record. NCBI's taxonomy places the organism in Eukaryota, Metazoa, Chordata, Actinopteri, Clupeiformes, Engraulidae. Gene Ontology annotation, molecular function: protein binding. Gene Ontology annotation, biological process: regulation of transcription by RNA polymerase II. Gene Ontology annotation, cellular component: MOZ/MORF histone acetyltransferase complex. Bases 310 to 3972 code for a protein of 1220 amino acids. The transcript has 14 exons.
AUUGUUGUUGGUAGGGGAAGCUGACUGCAGCCGAUCGUUAGGGCACAGGAAAGGGUACAGAAAAUGAUCAAUGUUACUCAAAACAAGAGAAAAUACCGAUGUUGCAUUUGAGCUUAUGAAUCAAUACACGUUCAAGGGUACAUGUCUGUAUCCCUUUAUUUUAUUAGAGGCUAGCUGUACUAGCAAUCGUUGGAUGAGAACAUUGUGUACGGACCUUCAGCCGCUUAGCAGGCCAUAUCGCCAUUGCUUGUUAAAGCUGCUGCUAUCGACACAUAAAAGCAUUGCUCGCCAAAGUUCACAGCUGUUACAAUGAAGAAGAAAGGUCGGUACCACAAAGCGCCUGUACCUCCACGGCCUUCCUCCCCCAUCAGGCCAUCGCCCCACAAGGAAACCCUGACAUAUGCACAGGCCCAGCGCAUGGUGGAGCUGGAGAUUGAUGGCAGGGUGCACCGCAUCAACAUAUACGACAAGCUGGACGUCAUCGGCGAAGAUGACCCGACAGCCCAAGAGAUCACAGAGUGCACCAGCAACAAGGAGAACAACGAGAAAGCCCCACAGCAGGUCCUGCUGCGCUCCGUGAGGCUAAAAAACAACCAACAAAAGAAGAACGCCGCUCUGUCAAACGCACGCAGCACCGUUCCCGUGCCUAAAAGCAGCAACACACUUCCCGAGGCCAAAAUCCGCAACGUGGAGUACAACCUCCCAGCCGUCCCGCGCAGGGCUCCGGCGUACUACAAGUACGUGGAGAAGAGCGAGGAGGAGCUGGACGAGGAGGUGGAAUAUGACAUGGACGAGGAGGACUACGCCUGGCUGGAGCUGGUCAACGAGAAGCGCCGCAGCGACGGCUACAGCCAGGUGUCACAGAACGUCUUUGAGUUCCUGGUGGACCGCUUCGAGAAGGAGUCCUUCUUGGAGAGCCAGGGUGAAGCGGGGCAGCAGUCCCUCAUCGACGAGGAUGCCGUCUGCUGCAUCUGCAUGGACGGCGAGUGCCACAACAGCAACGCCAUCCUCUUCUGCGACGUGUGCAACCUGGCUGUGCACCAGGAGUGCUACGGCGUCCCGUACAUCCCCGAGGGACAGUGGUUGUGCCGCCACUGUCUCCAGUCGCCCAACCAGCCCGCGGACUGCAUCCUCUGCCCCAAUAAGGGUGGCGCCGUCAAGAUGACGGACGACGAGCGGUGGGGGCACGUGGUCUGCGCCCUGUGGGUGCCCGAGGUGGGCUUCUCCAACACAGUGUUUAUCGAGCCCAUCGACGGCGUGUCGAAUAUUCCCCCCGCGCGCUGGAAGCUCACGUGCUACCUCUGCAAAGUGAAGGGCGUGGGCGCCUGCAUCCAGUGCCACAAAGCCAACUGCUACACGGCCUUCCAUGUCAGCUGUGCGCAAAAGUCCGGCCUGUUCAUGAAGAUGGAGCCCAUUAAGGAGGUGACGGAGGCCGGCACCACUACCUUCUCUGUGAAGAAGACUGCCUACUGUGAUGCGCACACUCCCAACGGCUGCGUCCGCCGGCCCCUCACCAUCUACGACGAUGCCAAAACCAAAAACGGACUCUGUCCGACAACGGUCAAGAAAAGCAAAAGGACGAGGUUAAAAGGGAGGAGGAAAAGGAAGCAGAAGAGGAGCAAGAAGACCGAACCAGAGCCAGCGACUGCAAUCCCGAAUGUGUCUGUGCCUAGCUUUCCACCCCAAAGGUUAAACACAAUCCUGAAUCAGGUUUCUCUCCAGAAGAAGAGAGUGUUUGUUGAACUGGUCUUAAACUACUGGAGUCUGAAGAGGCAGUCUAGAAACGGAGUGCCCCUCAUAAGACGCCUUCAGCCUUCCUUACAGACGCCACCACCACCUCCUCCGCCGAAACACAGUGAGGAGGAGAGCCGGGCACUGAAAGAGCAGCUGAAAGAGUGGCAUCGACUGCGGCACGACCUGGAACGGGCAAGGCUACUUUUGGAGCUGAUUCGCAAGAGAGAAAAGAUGAAAAGAGAAGAGAUGAAGCUACAGCAGACGGUAUUGGAGGUGCAGCUCAGUCCCUUUAACAUCCUGCUGCGUGCCCUGCUCGAUCAACUCCAGGAGAGAGACCAGUAUAAGGUGUUUGCACAACCUGUCAGCCUUGAAGAGGUCCCUGACUACCUUGACCACAUCAAGCGCCCCAUGGACUUCUCCACUAUGCGCCAGCGCAUCGACGGCCACGAGUACUGCAACCUGGACGAGUUUGAGGCCGACUUCAACCAGAUCAUCUUCAACUGCAUGAAGUACAACCGCAAGGACACCUUCUUCUACCGUGUGGCGGCGCGCCUGCGUGACCACGGCGGAGCGUUGCUCAGGAAGACUCGGCGAGACGUGGAUCGCAUCGGCUUCGACGCGGAGAGUGGCAUGCACCUGGCAGAGCAGCCCAAGCCGGAGCCCGCGGCACCCUUCACCUGGGCAGACGUGGAUCGCCUGCUGAAGCCGGCCAACCGGGAGCACAUGCCCCCGGAGCAGCAGCUGCAGCAGCUCCUGGAGAAGCUGGACCUGACCACGGCCAUGAAGUGCAGCCCCUCGCGCAGCAAACGCCUCAAGCUGCUCAAGAAGACCAUCAACGACAUCCGCAGUGAGAUGAGUAUCAAGAAGCCCCCGGCAGCAGCAGCCGCAGCCACAGCAGCAGCCACAGCAGCAGCCACAGCAGCAGCCACAGCAGCCGUGGAGACCAAAAAACAACCCGCAGCAGCGGAGACGGUUACAUCAGAAGAUGGAGACAAGUCCCUUCCUCCAAAACUUGAACCAUCAGACACCACCUUGCCUGUACUAGGAAAUUCUGAGAGCAGCUCCGAACCACCUACCCUCAAACCCGUCGACAAAUGCCCCAGCGCCCCCGACAAGAACCCCAAGCGGGUGAAGUUCGGCAAAAAAGGCAACUCCAAGGUGGUGCCCAAGAAGGAGAAGCUCAACGGACACUCAAAGGACACCACUCACCUGCUCCUCUCUGACACGGACGUCAGCGUGGUCGCCACGUCAACACUCCACGCCGAGCCGCCCUCCGACACGCCAGUCAGCAGACGCACGGCCGUGCUCUUCCGUAAGUCCAAGAGUGUGAGCCCCCAGAAGCCCUUGCGCUCGGGCUCGGAGAGGGUUACCCCAGCCGCCUGUCCAAAACUGGGCACCAAGACCUUCUUGUCGGUUGUCAUCCCCCGCCUGGAGACUCUUCUACAGCCCCGCAAGAGGCCGCGCAGCCCUAGCCAAGACAGCGAGGGGGAGGAGGACGACUCGCCCGUCAAACGCUUGGACACAGGUCUGUCCAACGGCUUCUCUGUGGAGCAGGAGAAGGAGCUGCUGAGUGGCGGUCGCCAGCUGGAGCCGCGGCGGCGCUGUGCCUCCGAGUCCUCCAUGUCCUCCAGCAGCAGCGUACAGGGCAGCUCCAGCUCCGUUCUCAGUCUUCCGAAGUGUGGCAAGGGCAAACCGGCGCUGGUUCGGCGGAGCACCGUGGACGACAAGAACGAACUCAUCGCCUGCAUCGAGACGGGGAACUUUGCCAAAGCGGCACGCAUCGCUGCGGAAGUUGGCAACAGCAAUAUUUGGAUGCCCGCUAGUGCCGCCACUGUUGUUCUGGAACCUCUAAAACUAGUUUGGGCAAAAUGUAGCGGAUACCCUUCCUACCCUGCCUUGAUUAUAGACCCCCACAUGCCGCGGCUGAGCUGCCAGCACAACGGGGUGUCCAUCCCGAUGCCCCCGCUGGACGUGCUAAGGAUCGGCGAGCAGAUGCAGUACAAGUCCGAAGAGAAGCUCUUCCUCGUCCUCUUCUUCGACAACAAGCGCAGUUGGCAAUGGCUUCCUAGAUCCAAGAUGGUUCCUCUGGGCAUGGACAAGACCAUCGACAAGAUCAAGAUGAUGGAGGGCCGCAACUCGGGGGUGCGCAAGGCGGUGCAGAUCGCCUUCAGCCGUGCCAUGAAUCACCUCAGCCGCGUCCAGGACGAGCCCGUCAGCGACCUCAGUGACGUCGAUUAGCCAAUCAGAAACCUCCUCCUCAUCACCGGGUACCGUGACUGCACAAAAAAGGGACCUCUCGCAUCAGAGUAUUGGUCAUGCUGGUUCGUUUUCUUUCUGUUUUAUACUUUGAGCACGAUGAUGGUUCUUCUUCUUCUCAGAGGCCCUGGUAUGGGCCCAGAUGGCCUUGUUUCUCUUCCCUUAUACACAGUACAUUUUCAGGGUUAUUUCAAAACUCAGAGAGAUGAAUUUCACACUCACAGUGUUGCUCCAACUCUCAGUGUGUGAAUAAUGCUGCAAGAUGUUACCGCGUAGCUCCUCUUGACCUCACUGUGGUUGUGCGACCCACUCACAGCAUCACUGUUCUUCCAGCUGCUGCUUAAAACCUCUGAGUGUAUCAGUCUUUUCUCUCUUCUCACUUCUCCUCCGCAACUGUGCUUAAAGAGAGAGAGAGACUGCGUACAGUCGCCACUGCCAAGGCCCAUCCUCAUCCUCAUUUAUUAUUAUUAUGUCCACUCAUCGGUCAACCCCUCGUCUCCACUGCUUGUGGAAAAAGACAGAGAAUGAAAAAAAAGCGAAUUGAACAUUGUACAUAACUGUAAAUCCAGUGGACACUAACUUAUUGAACAGAAAAAAUGGUACUGUAAAUGACUUUGUAGUAUUUAUACUUUGGUGAAUUUUUUUUUGUUUUUUUGCUCUUAUUGUGCACUCCCUCUUUGCUGUUGCUGUGAAUGUCAAGCCACGAAAUGAGAAACAGUAACUGAGAUUAUGGCUUGAACAUGUUUUUGCAAAAAGUGUUUCUUUCCAUUUUUGUCUUUGUCUCAUGUUUGUUUAAUUAAGUUAUUGAAGUUUAUACCCCAUAAGCUUCCCCUUUGGCAUUAAUGUUUUUUGUACUGCAGGAUGUUUUUACGAGUUUUAGUAUAUUUUUGUUCGUACAUAUUUAUAUAACUAAAUAUAUCUAUAAAUAUAUGUGUUCUUUAGAGCUUCUCUUGGGGGAAACAUCUUUGGUUAUCAUAGAAAUGGGAAAAGCGUGUUGAAACCAAAAAGAAAAAACAUGGUCAUAAAAACGGUUGCUGCCCAGAUUUAAUUUUUCUAAAAGUGUGUGUGUGUGUGUGUGUGUGUGUGUGUGUGUGUGUGUGUGUGUGUGUGUGUGUGUGUG